CGUCUUCCCAUGAGCCUUUAGUUUCUUCACAGGCCUUGCACAUCUUCGAUGAGAUUUUGCUAACAUCAGCCCUGCUGGCCUGUCCCUCACGGGAGUCCUCUCUUGUCAUCAGCACGGAGGGCGGCACAGCAGCUGGCCAUAGGCGCCUUCACGGGUGCGGAGGCAGCUUCACGCCCGGACUUUGGAGCCCGACGCCUGUUUCCUUCCUGCUGCAUGUGAAUCCGAACUGUCUGCUUUCUCCUGCUCUUGCGCACUCCAACCCCCGGCUGCCCUUCUGAGCGAAGCUGGAGUGACGCGCGCACACCCAUGCUGGCGCUCUGCCUCUGGACCCCCGUGGCUGGCCUUUCCCUGUGAGCCCAGGCCAGGCCCCGCUGCCUGCAGCCCCCGCUCGGAGCUGUGCCCUCCACACCGGCAGCAGCGCCGGGCACAGUGGGCUUCUCUCCCUGUGUAUUCUUUCGUGAUCUGCCUGCCACCCUGCAGUGAGACCCCACAAGCAGACCUGGACACACCCAGCAGGAGGGCAGGCUGGCCUGCUGCUCCCUCCUGGCGAGGCAAUGCAUGAGUCUGGUCCCUGGACAGCCAGCCCACCUGCGAAGAAGCAGCCCUGUCCUGGAGGCCAUCUUCCCUGGCCCUCCACCACAUGAGACACACGUUCUGUGAGGAGACGCUGCUUAAUUAAACCCAGAGUGAGGAGCUUAAGGAACUUGGCACACGGAGCCUCUGUCCCUCCUGGCAUGGGGGUCCCAGCAGUGCCAGGAGAGGAGGUGGGGAGCUGCCAGCCCGGGGCCCAGUGCUAUCGCAGAGCCAGAGCUCCAUGCGUCGCAGGUCCAGACUCGCUUGCUCUUCACCGCCCUGGAACACAGCCAGGAAGCCUGGGUUGCUCAGAGGUUGCUCAAGAGAACUGGCUGAGUUCUGGGUCCCACACAGGGGUCUGGGAACACAGGAUACCUUUCCCUUGGCCUCUUGACCCACAGCCCCAGCAGGCUCUGCUGUCCCCUAGGUCCUGCUCUGCCCUUUCCAGCCCUCAGGUCCUGGGCGGGGGUGGCUAGAGCACGAGACGACUGCAGGGGGCGAUGCUGCAGGCAAACAAGCAGAGCAAGCCCCUGGCUCUGAUUGGCUUUGGGGAGGCGGACACCGUCUACAUAAAUGGCAGUUGCAUCCUCUGUGCCUUUUAACUGUCACCGAGGAGAGGAGAGAGAGGGAGGACAGAGAACAAGCAACUCCUGGCUGCUGCUCUCACCUCUGACAAAGCCCAGUCACCAUGAACACAAGUGAGUUCAGAAGGAGAGGGAAAGAGAUGGUGGACUACAUAGCUGACUACAUAGACGGUAUUGAAGGACGCCAGGUGUACCCCGAUGUGGAACCCGGCUACCUGCGCCCCCUGAUCCCCACCUCUGCCCCCCAGGAACCAGACAAGUACGAGGACAUCAUGCGUGACAUCGAGAAGAUAAUCAUGCCAGGGGUGACUCACUGGCACAGCCCACACUUUUUCGCCUACUUUCCCACGGCCAGCUCGUACCCGGCCAUGCUCGCCGACAUGCUGUCUGGGGCCAUCGGCUGCAUUGGCUUCUCCUGGGCCGCGAGCCCGGCCUGCACCGAGCUGGAGACGGUGAUGAUGGACUGGCUGGGGAAGAUGCUGCAGCUGCCGGAGGCGUUUUUGGCCGAGAAAGCCGGCGAAGGGGGUGGGGUGAUCCAGGGAAGUGCCAGUGAAGCCACUCUGAUAUCCCUGCUGGCAGCGCGGGCCAAAGUGACACGACGCCUGCAGGCCGCCUCCCCGGGGCUGACGGAAGCCGCCAUCCUGGAAAAGCUGGUGGCCUACUCCUCGGAUCAAGCCCACUCCUCGGUGGAAAGAGCCGGAUUAAUUGGUGGAGUGACAUUAAAAGCCAUCCCUUCAGAUGGCAAGUUCGCCAUGCGUGCUUCCGCCCUGCAGGAGGCCCUGGAGAGAGACAAGGCUGCCGGCCUGAUUCCUUUCUUUGUGGUGGCCACGCUGGGGACCACGUCCUGCUGCUCCUUUGACAGGAUCUUAGAAGUGGGUCCCAUCUGUAACAAGGAGGCCAUGUGGCUGCACAUCGAUGCUGCCUACGCGGGCAGCGCCUUCAUCUGCCCUGAGUUCCGGCCCCUUCUGAAUGGAGUGGAGUUUGCAGAUUCCUUUAACUUUAAUCCUCAUAAAUGGCUUUUGGUGAAUUUUGACUGUUCUGCCAUGUGGGUGAAAAAGAGAGCAGACCUCACGGGGGCCUUUAAACUGGACCCGCUCUACCUGAAGCACAGCCACCAGGAUUCAGGGCUUAUCACUGACUACAGGCACUGGCAGCUACCGCUGGGCCGCAGGUUCCGCUCUUUGAAGCUGUGGUUUGUUUUCAGGAUAUACGGAGUCACCGGGCUGCAGGCCUACAUCCGCAAGCACGUCCAGCUGGCUCACGAGUUUGAGUCUUUAGUGAACCAGGACCCUCGCUUUGAAAUCUGUGCGGAAGUCACUUUGGGGCUGAUCUGCUUUCGGCUAAAGGGUUCCAACAAACUGAAUGAAGCUCUUCUGGAAAGAAUAAACGGUGUCAAGAAAAUCCACCUGGUCCCAUGUCACCUCCGAGACAAGUUUGUGUUGCGCUUAGCCAUCUGCUCCCGCGUUGUGGAGUCUGCCCACGUGCAGCUGGCCUGGGAGCACAUCAGAGAGCUGGCAACGGACCUGCUGGCAGCAGGGAUGGAGUAAAAGGGAUCAAAAGCU
Hipposideros armiger (great roundleaf bat) is the source of this 2719-nucleotide messenger RNA. It is a transcript of the gene DDC, whose product is annotated as dopa decarboxylase. The coding region runs from base 1262 to 2704 and encodes 480 amino acids. Lineage: Eukaryota; Metazoa; Chordata; Mammalia; Chiroptera; Hipposideridae. The transcript has 17 exons. Gene Ontology annotation, cellular component: cytoplasm. Gene Ontology annotation, biological process: carboxylic acid metabolic process; catecholamine metabolic process; serotonin biosynthetic process. Gene Ontology annotation, molecular function: aromatic-L-amino-acid decarboxylase activity; pyridoxal phosphate binding. The record is from RefSeq and is a predicted model, not a curated record.